CACAAUUAAAAUUUACUCGUCUUCCGGUGUUCUGUUCUGAAAUGGUGUCCUCACUGAAAGGGAAGGUAGCGCUUAUUACCGGUGCCACCUCAGGCAUUGGCAAGGCGUGUGCGAUUGCAUUGGCAGCCGAGGGAUGCUCUGUGUCCAUCACAGGCAGGAACACGGAGGCCUUGAAGGAAGUCACCAAGUCGUGUCACGAUGCAGGGCUUCCGGACGGCAAGGUAUUUGCUGUUGAUGGAGAUGUUGCCAAAGACGAUGACUGCAAAAAGAUUGUGGACUCCACUGUGGCUCAUUUCAAGAAACUUGACAUUCUCAUAAACAAUGCAGGCAUUCUUGUGUUUGGGGGCAUUGAAAGCAUCAGCAUGGAAGAUUACGACAGGCAGAUGGACGUUAAUGUGAAGUCUGUGUUUGUUUUGACCAAGCUUGCUCUGCCGCACAUCAUCGAGACGAAAGGGAACAUCAUCAACGUAUCGUCUGUUUGUGGGAUCCGAUCGAUUCCAGGAAUGGUAGCAUACAACAUGAGCAAGGCAGCCAUUGACCAAUUUACAAGGAGUGUGGCCUUAGAGGUGGCUGACCGGGGAGUGAGAGUGAAUUCCGUCAACCCUGGGCUUAUUAUUACCGACAUCCACAGGCGAGCUGGCAUGUCACAGGAGAACUAUCAGAAGAUGGUAGAACACACCAAAAAGAUGUAUCCCCUCGGCCGAGCUGGAGAAGUCGAAGAUGUGACAAAAGCCGUCCUUUAUCUUGCCUCAGAGGAUUCGUCCUUCGUAACGGGUGUGACACUGCCAAUUGAUGGUGGGCGGAUACUGCAGUGCCCUCGCUGAUUGGGGAACAAGUGAAGGGAUAUGUUUGUCGUUCUGAAAAUUGGUUCUUUUUAAUGUCUGGACAGGGCUGUGCUAAGUGGACAUCAAUUGUAACUAUUAUACUGUUGAUAUAAUUGAUGUGUUGGUUGUUCUUGAUAUUUAAACACAAAGUAUGAAAAAAGUAUUACUAAUAUAAAAUGAUAUACAUUUAUAUUUUUCAAAAACGUGUUGCAGAUCAAACCCUUAAAGACAUUAAGAUUGAUAUUAAGUGAUAUAAAGAACAAAAAUUAUGAUUGAUAAUUAUAUACACUUCCUUGU
Molecule: messenger RNA, 1121 nt
Organism: Penaeus indicus
Lineage: Eukaryota; Metazoa; Arthropoda; Malacostraca; Decapoda; Penaeidae
Product: 3-oxoacyl-[acyl-carrier-protein] reductase FabG-like
Exons: 6
Coding region: 42-824 (260 amino acids)
Molecular function (GO): oxidoreductase activity
Source: RefSeq, a predicted model, not a curated record